Molecule: messenger RNA, 642 nt
Organism: Nicrophorus vespilloides
Lineage: Eukaryota; Metazoa; Arthropoda; Insecta; Coleoptera; Silphidae
Product: alpha-tectorin-like
Exons: 3
Coding region: 70-561 (163 amino acids)
Source: RefSeq, a predicted model, not a curated record
UGUUUCAAGCAGCAAAGAACAAUGAAUGUUAUCGCGAGACUUUUUUUCAGCAAAAUAUGUUUACUAUAAAUGGAGACGGGAACGUUUCAAUUCUAUAUCGAGUUCAAAAUUAUUCGACUUACAAACAAAAUGAAACUUCUCGUCGUUUUUGCUUGCUUCCUCCUGAUGGUGGCCACUUCAACAUCUUUUGUAUGUGGACCAAACUCGCAUUAUACUACUUGCGUCUUAAGAUGUCCUAGGACCUGCUUUUGGACCGAAUGCGCUGAGGAGUGCAUAGGUGAAGGAUGUGAGUGCGACGAUGGAUAUGUACAAGACAAAGAUGGGAAUUGCAUAACCAUAGACGAUUGUUCAAAACCUGGACGUGCGUGUGGAACCAACGAAUACUACCAAUCCUGCGGAAGCGGAUGUUCAUCUCCCCGCUAUAUUUGUGGAGAACCUAUCGGAGAUCCGGCGACUUGGCCCAAAUAUUGUCCUACAGUUUGCGUACCGCGUUGUUAUUGCAAAGAUGGUUAUUUGAGAAACUCCAAAGACAAAUGCGUUUUACCAGAAGUUUGCGAAUAAUUGAGCCGAAAACAUCCGAACUAUUUUGAUUAUAUCUUUAAAAAAAUAAUGAUUCGUAAAAUAUAAUAAUUUCAUUGAAAA